AUGGAGAUUGGAAGUUUGUCGAGUAGCGGAGUCUACCCAUUCAGAUUGGUAGAUUUGCUUGCUCUAAUCGCGCUAUUUAUUCUUCCCUUUUUAGUAUUCCGACGUUUGAAAAAACCAACUUUACCAUCUGUUGCAAUCGUUGGCCCAUCGGAUUCUGGGAAAACAUCGCUCCUCUUCUUUUUGAGACAUAAAAAAUUAAUACAAACGGCUGUAUCUCAGUGUACAAAUGAAUGUGAAGUUAAUAUUUCUGGUAAAGGUGUAAAAUUUGUGGAUGCUCCAGGUGCAAUUCCACACUCUUUCAAGCAACAUGUCAAACAGGCAAAGUGCGUAUUACUUGUUUUAGAUUCUUCCGAUAAAAAGAGCAUAAAAAUAGCUUCUGAUAUGCUACUUGACAUUUGUAGCAUGAAACCCGCUUCAGUCUGCAUUGUAUGUAACAAGACAGACGUUCACAGUAGCAGAAGCGCCGAAGAUAUUCAAUCAAUUAUGGAACUGGAAAUUGAGAGAAUUGUAGAGGGAAGAAGAAGUGAAAUGCAUCUGCAGAACCACGGUGGCGAUGACACUUAUUUGAUGAGUCUAGAUAUGGAAGGUUUUGGAUUCCACUCACUCAAAUGCCCUGUUGAUAUCGUGCGUUCUUCAAUCAAGAAGGGGAACGUUGAAGACGUUAUAGAGUAUGUAAAGAGGGUAAUUUAA
Theileria equi strain WA is the source of this 690-nucleotide messenger RNA. RefSeq lists its product as hypothetical. The transcript has 2 exons. The coding region runs from base 1 to 690 and encodes 229 amino acids. The record is from RefSeq and is a predicted model, not a curated record. NCBI's taxonomy places the organism in Eukaryota, Apicomplexa, Aconoidasida, Piroplasmida, Theileriidae.